This is a messenger RNA of Linderina pennispora, 6691 nucleotides long. Its product is annotated as P-loop containing nucleoside triphosphate hydrolase protein. The annotation marks the transcript as partial. Gene Ontology annotation, cellular component: preribosome, large subunit precursor. The transcript has 3 exons. Gene Ontology annotation, molecular function: ATP hydrolysis activity; ATP binding. Gene Ontology annotation, biological process: ribosomal large subunit assembly; rRNA processing. The record is from RefSeq and is a predicted model, not a curated record. Lineage: Eukaryota; Fungi; Kickxellomycota; Kickxellomycetes; Kickxellales; Kickxellaceae.
AUGGGCGAAUGCCCCGAGCAAGGACUCGGUGCCACAGAUAUUGAAUGUGAUCUCUGCGCUGCUACUGGUGGAGGGGGCAUCGAUGGACAGCGUGCGUCUAGGUGAGGGUGUCGAGUGGACAGACGGACAGUUCACGAUCCUGGUGGCAAUGGUGUUUAGGCCAAUUCUGGUCGACCUGGUAGCGCGGUGGACGCUGGCAGAGGCACCGGUGUCGGUGUUCCACCAGAUCUCGACGCACAUGGAUAAGCAGCAAGCACAGGUCUGCGUUGCAUAUGCUGCUGGCAUUCUUCUGGCAACCGCUCCGCAAGUAAAGAGUUUGGUGAUGGCGUACUUUCAGAAUUCCACAGCAGCCAGCAUACUUGAUCACGGCGCAGCUUCACAGAAUACCAGCACGAUCCAGCAGAGCCUGGUGGUGGUGUUCCGGCUGCUCCGCCGGCUGCCUGAGGUGAUUAGCGGCAUUGAUUUGUGGGACUGGGCCACGCCACUUACAGCGCUGAUGGCGCCCGAAUACCCGCAGAUGAUCCGCCUCUUGGCGUGCGAGUGCCUAUGCCUUGUCAGCGCGUACUCUGACCAUGGUCGUGCCGAGCUGCUCGGAAAGCUCAAUUUAGACAGCGAGUUUGUUGCGCAGAUACUGACACAUCUGGUUUACGGCGAGAAUCAGUUUGACAGAAAGGCAGCUAACGAUAUGGUGGCUCACAACAAGGAGAACCUGGAUCUGGGGCUUUGGCAGCCAAUUCCCAGUACCGAGCACCCGUGGAUCGACGAUUCAGCGCUCAGUUCGUGUGUGGCCAACGUGGGCGGGGUGUUCCUGCACUCGCAAAAGUCAGCUAGACUCUCUGCCGACCUGGUUCUGACGCCCACGGUCACGCAAAACAUCCACGGAAUGGCCCUGGCGACCUCGCGUGGCGAGCCAGUUCUGCUGCAGGGCCCGAUCGGCAGCGGCAAAACGUCCCUGGUCGAAUGGGUAGCCAAGCGCACCGGCAACGAGCUAGUGACGAUCCACCUGAGCAGCAACAUGGACGCCAAGGUCCUGCUAGGAAACUACGUGACGACGCAGAAGGCUGGCGAUUUCGAGUGGCGGUCGGGACUUUUGACGACGGCGGUCAGCGAGGGCAAGUGGAUCUUGAUUGAGGACAUUGAUCUGGCUCCGUCCGAUGUGAUCCAGACGCUGGUGCCGCUGCUUGAAUCGCGCACGCUGUUUGUUGCGAACCGUGGCGAGAGCAUUCCAGCGCAUAUCCAGUUCCGGCUGUUUGCGACUCUUUCGACGCAUGGGCGUGCGUCGCAGCGCGCUGGCAUGGACGGUCUGCUUGGCAGCAGCAUCUGGACGCGCCUGGAGAUCAGCUCGUUGGAGUCCGAGAUGCCGCAGAUUAUUGAGGGUGUGUUCCCGAAUCUGGCUCAGCAUGCCGGGCUCCUUGCGCAGUCGUUCAACCAGGUGGCCGAAAUUAUCUCGGGCCAAGGGAGCGUGUCAUCGGCAAGCCGGUCGGCAAUGGCACUGAGCAUGAGCGAUCUGAUCAAGUGGUGCACGCGGCUGAGCAAGUUCUUUGACAGCGACAAGUUCUUGCUGUUCCACGAGGCCGUCGAUACGUUUACGAUGAAGGAGAGUGACUACGACAAAUGGCGGGUGCUGGUGCACCGCAUUGGGUCUGUGUUUGGCAUUUCGAAGCAGCGUGUUGAUCUGUAUAUCGACCAGCACAACCCGGGUGUCACUGCUACGGGCAAGACGCUGAAGGUCGGCAGGGCAACCUUGGAGAUCGACACGUCGGCGUCCAUGGACCGCAUGCCGUUUGCCGAUACGCACCAUUCGCGCUGCUUGAUCGAACGCAUCGCCACCUGCGUGCAGUUGGCUGAGCCCGCAUUGCUGUCUGGUGAAACCGGCACAGGCAAGACCACUGUGGUGCAGCACCUGGCCACCCUGGCGGGCCGCUCCCUAGCUGUAUUCAACCUGUCGCAGCAGAGCGACUCAUCCGACCUGCUUGGCGGAUUCCGUCCCGUCGACAUCUCGUUGCUGGCGCUGCGUUUGCGCGAGUCAUUCGACAGUCUGUUUGGUCGCACAGUGUCUGUGCGCAAGAACGCCGCAUUCCUGGACAAGCUGCGCAUGGCGCAUGGUAAGAAGGAGUGGAAGCGGCUGGUGACCAUGUACAAGUCGGCGAUCAAGAUGGCUCGCCAGGUCAUUGCAAAGGCGAGGGAGGCGGGGAGCGGCGAUGACGACUCGGCGCCCAAGAAGCGCCAGAAGCUGUCGGCUGACAAUGUGCGGCAGCUGGACCAGGAGUGGACCGAAUUUGAGACCAGCGUCGAGGACUUCAACGGCCUCAAGAGCGCCCGCAUGGUGUUCAGCUUUGUCGAAGGCGCGCUGGUCAAGGCCGCACGCACAGGCGGCUGGAUCCUGCUCGAUGAGAUCAAUCUUGCCACUGCCGAGACGCUGGCGUGCCUGGGCGGUCUUUUGCAGAAGGAAAAGUACCUGCUGCUGGCUGAGACCGGCACCCGCAUUCCGUGCCACCCUGGGUUCCGCCUGUUUGCCUGCAUGAACCCGUCCAACGACGUCGGUAAGCGUGAUCUGCCGCCGGGCUUGCGCAGCAGCUUCACCGAGUUCUUUGUGCAUCCGCCAGACAACAACAACGACGACCUGAUGUCGAUUAUCCGCACGCACCUGCCGAACAACGUGCCCCCGAUGGUCUGCCACCGCGUGAUCGACUUUUACCGGUCUGCAAAGAAACUCGCCGCAGAGCACAAGCUCGUCGACGGAGCAAACCAGAAGCCGCACUACAGCCUGCGUACGCUGACUCGUAGUCUGACGUAUGCACGCCAAAAUGCGCUGGCGUACUCGCUGAAGCGGGCGCUCUUCGAUGGUCUGUUCAUGACGUUUGUGACGCAGCUCGAGAACACUACGCAGGCGCUGCUGACGGCCGAGCUGUUCAAAGUAUUUUCGGGCGACAACAUGAAGCAGCUACUGAACCAGGUGCCGCAGGCCCGGUCUUCGGAUGCUGUGCUGGUGCAGAGCUUCUGGCUGCCGACUCUGGAUUCCGACAAGUGCGAGGAGGACACGUCGUAUGUAUUGACAUCGUCGGUGGUCACCAAGAUCAAGUCGUUGGCGCGUGCAGUCAUGUGUGGCCGCUACCCAGUGCUGAUCCAGGGCCCGACCUCGGCCGGAAAGACCAGUAUGGUGCAGUAUCUGGCCCGAAAGACCGGGCACAAGUUUGUGCGCAUCAACAACCACGAGCACACGGACCUGCAGGAGUAUCUGGGCUCGUACACAUCUGUCGACGGCAAGCUUGUGUUCGAGGAAGGGCUGCUUGUCAAGGCGCUGCGUCACGGGCACUGGCUGGUACUGGACGAGCUCAACCUGGCGCCAUCUGAUGUUCUGGAGGCUCUGAACCGUCUGCUCGACGAUAACCGCGAGCUGGUGAUCCCCGAGACCCAGGAGGUCGUGCGUCCGCACCCGCACUUUAUGCUGUUUGCGACGCAGAACCCGGCAGGCCUAUACGGCGGUCGCAAGGCGUUGUCUAGGGCGUUCCGUAACCGCUUCGUGGAACUGCACUUUGACGACAUCCCCGAAAAGGAGCUGCAGCAGAUCAUCGUUGAUUCGUGCAAGGUGCCACCCACGCACGCCAAGCUGCUGGUUGACGUGUAUCGUAAUCUGACGCAGGUGCGUGCCCAGACCCGUAUCUUCGAAGCCAGCCACGGGUUCAUCACCCUGCGCGACCUGUUCCGCUGGGCCAACCGCCACGCUACCACCAAGCAAGAGCUGGCCGAGCAUGGGUACAUGCUGAUUGCCGAGCGUGUGCGCAAUGACGAGGAAAAGUCUGUGGUCAGGCGUGCGAUCGAGAAGGCGUUCUAUUCGAAGCUGUCCGACGAGCCAUCGCAUGCCAAUGUGCAUCGUGGCAUUGAUGUCGAGGGGCUUUACUCGGAAAAGCGGCUGAGGGAAAUGCCCGAGUUCCAGAUGUACGAGAAAGUGAAGGGCAUGUCGACGAUCGCGUGGACUAAGGCUAUGCGCCGGCUGUUCAUCCUGACGGCGCUCUGUCUGCGGUUCCACGAGCCUGUGCUGCUUGUGGGCGAGACCGGGUGCGGCAAAACCACCGUGUGCCAGAUGCUGGCCGAGGCCAAAUCGCAGCUCCUGCACAUUGUCAACUGCCACCAGAACACCGAGUCGUCGGAUAUCCUCGGUGGCCAGCGGCCCGGCGGCAGACUAGAGGAGGCAUAUGAGCUGAUGACGCGGUCCCAGGACUUGUUUGCGUGGCACGACGGCCCGCUGGUCCAGGCGAUGAAGCAGGGCGACAUGUUCCUGAUGGACGAGCUUAAUCUGGCUGACGACUCGGUGCUCGAGCGCCUGAACAGCGUUCUGGAGCCCUCACGCACGCUGGUUCUGGCCGAGCAGAUCGGCGCGGCGGCCCUGGUAGGCGCCGAUGGGUUCGAGUUUGUCGCAACCAUGAAUCCGGGCGGCGACUACGGUAAGCGUGAGCUCAGCCCGGCACUCCGCAACCGCUUCACCGAGCUCUGGGCCCCAACCACCACCGAUUCUGACGACCUGGCGAUGAUCCUCGACAAGCGUUUGGCGGGAGUGCCUGACGCCGCAGCCUGCACCCGGGUCAUCCUGGAGUUUGUAAAAUACCUGGACAGCGAGCUCAGGGUCCUGCAGCACCCGCUCAGUCUGCGCGACUACUUGUUCUGGGCAGAGUUCAUCUCCAAGACCCACAGUCUGAUGGACUCGCGCAGCAGCGUUGUCCACGGCGCCUGCCUGGUGCUCCUAGACAGUGUUGGCACCCAGGGGUCAAUCUUCAACACUACCACGCGCUCGCCAGCGGCAAUCAAGGCCGAGUGCGUCGACAGGCUCCGUGAGAUGGUCGAGUGGGGUGCGGCCAGCGGCGGGUAUGAGCUUGGCGUGGUGCCGGCCCGCACGCUGAUUGCAGACCACGGGUUAGACCUGAUGUCGAUGGUCACGCACACGACCUCCCCGCAUCCAUCGGUCGGUGUCGCGCCGUUCCUUGUCGCUGAGGGCUCGCUAGAGUCCUCGUCGGGCGGAUUUGCACUGCACGCGCCGACCACGUUCGACAAUCUUGUCAAGAUACUGCGCGCCAUGCAAGUCGGCAAGCCCCUAUUGCUCGAGGGCAGCCCAGGAGUCGGCAAAACCACGCUGGUUAGCACGCUGGCCAAGCUUGCUGGCCACCGCCUUGUGCGUAUCAAUCUGUCAGACCAGACAGACCUGAUAGAUCUGUUUGGCACCGACCUUCCGGUUGACGACGGAUUCGCGUGGUGUGAUGCGCCGUUCCUGCAGGCGCUGAAGCAGGGCGACUGGGUGCUGCUCGACGAGAUCAACCUGGCAUCGCAGAGCGUCCUGGAGGGCCUGAACUCGUGUCUUGACCACCGCGGCACCGUGUAUAUCUCGGAGCUUGACCGCGAAUUCACCCUGUCGCCUGGGUUCCGCCUGUUUGCCGCGCAGAACCCGCUUGGCCAAGGUGGCGGCCGCAAGGGGCUUCCGCGGUCAUUCGUGAACCGUUUCACGCAAGUGUACAUGGACGAGCUAACGCGCGACGACCUGCAGAUUAUCUGUGACAACAUCUACAAUCACCAUGCGAGCAUCGAGCGCGUGCUCGAGUUCAACUGGCGGAUGCACUCAGCGACCAUGGUUAAGCGCCUGUUUGGCUCAUCGGGUUCGCCCUGGGAGUUCAACCUGCGUGAUGUCAGCCGGUUCAUGGAGCUAGCGCUGGCCAGAUCGCCACUGGAGCAGAGCCCCAAGCCUGUCGAUGAGUUCAUCGAAAUGCUGUAUGUCCAUCGUAUGCGCACACACCAGGACCGCGUGCAGGUUAUUGAUUUGUACAACGAUGUGUUUGGCGCCAAGCUGGCUCUGUCGACGCCGUCAUUGCAUAUCACCGAGCAGAUGCUGCAGGUUGGCAAUGCGGUUUUGCCGCGCCGCACCGAGAACGCACGCAUUACGCGUCUGCGCAGUCUGCACUCGCAGUUGCCCUAUAUGGAGUCGCUGAUGAAGUGCAUUGAGAUGCGCUGGAUGGCGAUCAUGGUUGGCCCAGCAGGCUCGGGCAAGACCUCGCUGGUGCGCUGGCUGGCCAAUGCCACCGGUAACAAGCUGGUCGAGUUCUCGAUGAACUCAGGCGUAGAUACGAGCGAGAUUCUCGGUGGAUUCGAGCAAGUCGACAUGCAGCGUCACCAUUUGGCGCUGGUACGCAAGAUCGGCAAGCUCGUGAACCUGGCCGUGUUUGCUUCCAGCUACCAGAACACCAAGCAGCUGGCGCAGCUGUGCAGUGUGUACCAUGCCACCCGCCACUGCACCAGGGCCCAGGACCUGUGUGCUCUGGUCGAGCAGAUCGCGGCUCUGGCCAACGUCACCGACGAGUUGUUUGUGCGGCUGCUGAGCGAAAUCCAGGCCGAAAUGGCGGAUUUCGCAGCCCUGGAGGUUGCAGGCAAGUUCGAGUGGGUGGACGGCAUCCUUGUCGAUGCGCUGCUUAACGGCCACUGGCUUUUGAUUGAUCGGGCCAACCUCUGCAGCGCCUCUGUCCUGGACCGUCUCAAUGGUUUGCUGGAGCCUAACGGUGUCCUGUACGUCAACGAGGACCCGAAGCGGCAGGACGCGAUUGUGCCGCACGACAAUUUCCGCAUCAUCAUGGCGGUCGACCCACAGUACGGCGAGCUGUCGCGUGCAAUGCGUAACCGUGGAAUCGAAAUCUGCGUUCUGCCUUCCGAA